GGAGAAGAUAGGGGCGAGUGUGAGCCUCUGGGUUCCCGGAGGACUCGGGGGCUGGCCGUGGUUUGCUCCCAGACACUCCAUCUGCAGAGGCAUGUCCUCUCCGCACUUCUAUCUGGUCCCAUUCAGCUCCCCACCCUUCCUCUGAGAGCUCGGUGGGGUGCAUGGCAUCAGGCAGGAUGGCCCUGGCCUCCCGGAGAGCUUCACGGUCUCAGGGGAGAGAGGAGGGCUUCCAGUGUUUGGCCUGGCUCCUCGCAGCCGGUUCCACCUUGUCCCCCACAGCUGAGAAGGUGAGCUCCCUGGGAAAGAACUGGCACCGAUUCUGUCUGAAAUGUGAGCGCUGCCACAACAUCCUCUCCCCCGGCGGGCAUGCAGAGCACAAUGGAAGGCCAUAUUGCCACAAGCCAUGCUAUGGGGCUCUGUUCGGACCCAGGGGGGUAAACAUUGGUGGUGUGGGCUCCUACCUGUACAACCCCCCUACUCCCACUCCUGCCAGCACCACUCCCCUCAGCCCCAGCAGCUUCAGCCCCCCCAGGCCAAGAACUGGCCUCCCUCAAGUCAAGAAAAGCCCUCCCCACAUGAAGACAUUCACUGGGGAGACCUCUCUGUGUCCUGGCUGUGGGGAGCCCGUCUAUUUUGCUGAGAAGGUGAUGUCAUUGGGCAGAAAUUGGCACCGGCCCUGUCUGAGGUGCCAGCGUUGCCGGAAAACCCUUACCGCUGGGAGUCAUGCUGAGCAUGAUGGCGUCCCCUACUGCCACAUCCCCUGCUAUGGUUACCUGUUUGGCCCCAAAGGUGUGAACAUUGGCGAUGUGGGCUGCUACAUCUAUGACCCGGUGGAGAUAAAAUCCAAAUGAGAUACUCACAGGAGAGCUCGCCCUAACUCAGGCUCCCACCAUCCCCUCCAUGGUCCCGUAGGCGCUACAGCCCCGUGGGGGUGAGGGGAGGUGGGAUCCUGGAGGCCUGGGCCUGUGCUCCAUGGUAGGACAGUGUCUAGACUUCCUCUCAUGCUUACCUUUCCAGUGCCUAUCUGGUUAGGGGAUAUAGACCACCCCAGUUUGAAGGGAGCCCCUUGGCCUUCCAAAUUCCUUUCACCAGAAAAUUCUGGAACUUUAAGGUACUCAAAACAUUGUGUUUAUUGAGUCUUAGGCUCUCUGGCUUCUCCAAUAAAAUGCUGGUUCCCAUACUUCAACUUUUCUUUGCCGUGAGCCCUAGACAGUAGGUUAGAGGGUGGGGAGUGAGGGAGUGGGGAGAUACACUGUCCUGCAGAGCACCUGCAUGAGAACUAAAAGCUCUGUUCUCCUGGUGCCCCGUGCCUGGCAUUGGUAGCCCCUGGCUCCACACAGUGGACAGUGCACCAGCCUUGUUGGUGCCAGAGGUCAUCACAGGGCAGUCCUUUCUUUAGCACCACCACUAAAAGAAGCACCUUACUCAGCAUCUCAUUUGAGCAGACAACAGAUACUACGAUACAGGCUGUCAAGAGGCUUCAUUAUCCAUUUGGGAGAAGAACAGACUGAGACUCAGAGAGGGAAAGUCAUAUGUUCAAGGUCA
This is a messenger RNA of Tupaia belangeri chinensis (Chinese tree shrew), 1545 nucleotides long. It is a transcript of the gene CRIP3, whose product is annotated as cysteine rich protein 3. The coding region runs from base 162 to 851 and encodes 229 amino acids. The record is from RefSeq and is a predicted model, not a curated record. NCBI's taxonomy places the organism in Eukaryota, Metazoa, Chordata, Mammalia, Scandentia, Tupaiidae. The transcript has 7 exons.